AUGGCAAGACAUUCAAAAGUUUGUGGUGGUAAAGGUAAUAGAAACAUGUUUAUUGGACGGGAUCCUAAAAUUUGCGCCGCUGGACUGCCAUAUUUAGACCAUGAAUCAGUUUCUAGCAUCCUUCCAUGCUAUUUACUGCAAGAUCAUGUGAAUUCUCUCCUAAAUGAUACCAUUCAACUCGCUCAGCAGAACAAAUUACCACAAAUCAAAACACCAAAACGAGACAUGAGAAACGCAAGUAUCUUCUCAGAAGGAACUGAUCUCAUUAAUCCACCCAUGAAAACAAAGUUUCAAAACCUCGUUGAAGACUUCAAAAAUACUUUGUACACGUCGUACUGGAAAAAAGAAGUCGGUAAAGUACCGGAUCCAAAACCAAAUUUACCAAAUGGCCUAAAUGUUUACGCAACUACUAUGGGCAAAAAGAAUCCACCGUGUCCCAGGGCUUAUGACGUCAUAUUACCUAAGUAUCCUAUUAAAGGACAGGUCCCUCAUUCGAAGAGAUGUAGUUACCAAUCAACUCGCAACUAUUGUUCCUUUGAUGCAAAUCAAACUUUUGGAAUGAAAACAAAAGCCGGAUCUUCCAGUAAACAAGUAAAAUGUUGCUUGACUGACGAUCGAAUCAGGCCUGGAAACAUUUCAAAGAAACCAAUGUCUACGAUACAAGGUCAGUUUAUUGAAAGAACUACUCCGAAAUUGGGUGUAACAUUGGAUCCUAAUAAUAAUAUUGAUUGCGUACCAGAAGGCUUCGCAUUUGGAAAAAUAGAACCUCCAGGUACCUUCGGAGUACCCGAUUGCUUAUCCAGUUGCAAAAUAAGCGCUGAGAAAAGUCAGUUAAAAAAAUGUUUAGAACAUUUGAAUACCUUGCGUAAGUGUAUGUCAAAACGAUACGAGGGAUCAUUUUUUCCUACUUUCUUCCUUAGGUUAAAAUACUUGGAUGUCCAGCAUACGGGCUGGUUGCCAAAAGAAGUUGUUUAUAAGUGCUGCACGGACAAGUACAUACGUUUCAAUCCGGCUCUACUCGAGCCCUUGCUAUCAAUGUGGAAGAUAUUUGACGGCUCCCAAAUUGAAUAUAGGACUUUUGUACAACACGUUUUGAAUUAUCGAGAGCCGAUUCCGGAACUUCCAAAAAUUAAGGAUAUUUCAGACGAAUGCCUAGACUUUCGUACGACGUAUUCAGAGAUGUGUAAUUAUAGGGUGGAAUCGGUGCCUAAAUAUAUGGCUGGUCUGCCAUCUGGUAGAUACUUUGAUAAGGAUUAUCCAGUUACUCCUAGUGGUUGCUGUCGAGCUGAUAGGGUAUACCUCCCCCAUGAAUCGGAUGCCAGAUCGUGUUUGUGCCCUAGUCUCCUCACUCUACUUGGGGUAAGUCAUCGAGACAUGUAUGCGAAACGAGACCCUGGAACUGUCAGGAAGAUCUUUGAAAACGCCGGAGAAGAGUUUACAGAUCAGUCUUUUGAAUCCCUCUGGAAGAGAGCCAAGAAGUACCACUCUCAAGGAUGGGUGUGCUUUGAAACUUUUCGUCGUGCAUUAGAAGAAAGAAAAUAG
Messenger RNA from Leptosia nina, 1542 nucleotides. The record is from the annotation of a GenBank genome assembly. Lineage: Eukaryota; Metazoa; Arthropoda; Insecta; Lepidoptera; Pieridae.